AUGUAUUUGAGUCAAUUGCAACAUUCUCAACUUCAACUCGCAACUCAAUUGCACCAAAAAUUAGCAACCGAUAUGACAACAAACUUAAUGGAAAGCGGGGUUUUCAAGAGCCCUUCAUCCUCUCCCAAUAGCCAAAAUGCAUUAAGCAAUAUUAAUAACAUAAACAGAUCACCGGCUUCAUCACCUACACGCGAAUUAUCAUCACAUCCAUUGAACAGACUGCAAAAUAUGGAACCAUUUGACUUUCGAAAAAUUAAUAUGGUUGAACAAAUGAACAUUAAUCCAUUUGCUAGUGGAAUGCCAACUAAAAAAAUAAAUUCUGAAGCAUUACAACAACUUCAACAACAGCAGCAACAUGAACAACAGCAGCAACAACACCAAAUGCGCGAAAAUAUUAAAAAACGAGACUCAUCAGCAUCUGAUUCAUUAAACACAUCAUCAGCCGGAAAUCUUCCAAAAAAUUUUCUCAAUUUAUCAAUGGGUCAUUUACCAUUUCAUUUACCGCCAACGUCACUAGCUAGUUCCUUUUAUCAGUCACUGGCAGCAUCAUUGGUAGCGCAAUCAUUUCCUAAUUUAUUGGCUUCCACCAAAGCGCCCAUGUCAUUGACGUCAUCAAAAUCUGAAUAUCAGUCACAAAAAAAUACUGAAAGGUUAGAUUUAAGUUCUCAUCAUCAUCCUUACGACAUCUUAUCAAAGAACUCUGACCUUGAUGUACUCAAUCUGAGCCGUAAAAAUAAAAUACCAAAGCAUUUGAGUGAGAUUAAUCAAGACAUGGCACAUCAUGGUGGUCCACCAAAUUUAGGCACACACUUUAUCAAUCCAUCAACAGGGAAGAAGCGAGUUCAAUGUAAUGUUUGCUUUAAAACAUUUUGGGGGAAAAGUUAUCUCAAAGUUCAUUUCUCUUCGGUUCACUUACGUGAAAUGCAUAAAUGUACAGUCGAAGGAUGUAGUAGGAUGUUCAAUUCAAGACGUUCUCGGAACCGUCAUAGUGCAAAUCCUAAACUUCAUCCACCACAUUUCAGAAGAAAUAUUUCUCCGCAUGAUGGUCGAAGUGCACAACCUAAUCCCAUGCUGUUACCACCACCAACUGCACUUCCAUUGCGAGGUGGAUUGCUUCCAUUUAAUCAAUUUCAACUUCUUCCACAAGGAGAUUUACGUCAUCAGUCUAUGGCGUCACUUGUUCCAUGGUUUCCUAAUUCAUUGGCUUCCACCAAAGCGCCCAUGUCAUUGACGUCAUCAAAAUCUGAAUAUCAGUCACAAAAAAAUACUGAAAGGUUAGAUUUAAGUUCUCAUCAUCAUCCUUACGACAUCUUAUCAAAGAACUCUGACCUUGAUGUACUCAAUCUGAGCCGUAAAAAUAAAAUACCAAAGCAUUUGAGUGAGAUUAAUCAAGACAUGGCACAUCAUGGUGGUCCACCAAAUUUAGGCACACACUUUAUCAAUCCAUCAACAGGGAAGAAGCGAGUUCAAUGUAAUGUUUGCUUUAAAACAUUUUGGGGGAAAAGUUAUCUCAAAGUUCAUUUCUCUUCGGUUCACUUACGUGAAAUGCAUAAAUGUACAGUCGAAGGAUGUAGUAGGAUGUUCAAUUCAAGACGUUCUCGGAACCGUCAUAGUGCAAAUCCUAAACUUCAUCCACCACAUUUCAGAAGAAAUAUUUCUCCGCAUGAUGGUCGAAGUGCACAACCUAAUCCCAUGCUGUUACCACCACCAACUGCACUUCCAUUGCGAGGUGGAUUGCUUCCAUUUAAUCAAUUUCAACUUCUUCCACAAGGAGAUUUACGUCAUCAGUCUAUGGCGUAA
Molecule: messenger RNA, 1800 nt
Organism: Clunio marinus
Lineage: Eukaryota; Metazoa; Arthropoda; Insecta; Diptera; Chironomidae
Source: the annotation of a GenBank genome assembly